This is a messenger RNA of Erigeron canadensis, 1482 nucleotides long. RefSeq names its product transcription factor MYB17-like. Lineage: Eukaryota; Viridiplantae; Streptophyta; Magnoliopsida; Asterales; Asteraceae. The transcript has 4 exons. The coding region runs from base 373 to 1254 and encodes 293 amino acids. The record is from RefSeq and is a predicted model, not a curated record.
ACUCUUUUUGUCAUGUUUCACAAUGGAGCUCACACAUUGAGAAAACACACACAAAUGGACAUGUCCAGCACACAUUACCAGUACUUCUACUCUUCAUUUCUUUCUUCUUAAAAAAAACACACUUUUUUCAAGGAGAUGAAAACAGUACUAUAAAUUUAUUAUAUAUAAAAAAUGAAAAAAAAUGAAGGAAUUGAUUAAUGGUGGCCCGGGUCAGAGAUUAUUGGCUUCCAUUUACUGACUUUAUUUUUACACUCUAGCUAUAGAUAUAGAUAGAUAUAGACUCACUGUGUAUCUAUUAUUUGACUAUAUUUCAAUCUGUCUCUCUUUUUGUGAAAUACCCACAUAUACAUUGUUGUGAAAAAAGUUUGUUGAAUGAGAAAGAAGGGAGGGAGAAAAGGGGAGAAAAUGGGGAGGAUGCCGUGUUGCGAUAAGGGGGAGGUGAAAAAAGGUCCUUGGAGUCUGGAAGAAGAUAAAUUGCUUGUUGACUACAUUACGAAGAACGGCAUUGUUACUUGGCGUUCUCUUCCUAAACUUGCAGGUCUCCGACGAUGUGGAAAAAGUUGUCGGCUUCGGUGGACAAACUAUCUUCGUCCUGAUAUCAAACGAGGUCCCUUAAGUUCUGAAGAAGAACAAACGGUCUUCCAGCUCCACAGCCUGCUCGGUAACAAGUGGGCAUCCAUAGCAUCACGGCUGCCAGGAAGAACAGAUAACGAGAUAAAGAACUACUGGAAUUCUCAUCUAAGAAAACGUAUCCCCAAGAAAGUUCCAAAUGUACAAGCCAACUCUGCUUCUGAGUCAGUUGAAACAAAAUCCAAGUCACCGUCGACUAACCACGCAGCAGAAUGGGAGAGUGCCAGGGUGGAGGCCGAUGCUAGGAUGUCAAUGGAUCCAAUCAUUCUCAGCGAUCCAACUGCAUUUACUGAUUGUGACUAUUUCCUUCCUGCAUGGAACUCUGAACCUGGUGAAUCAUUUCAAGAAUCAAAAGAUUUCAAUCAGGUGGCAUGUGCUGUAAAAGUUGAAUCAGAUUCUGUGGUCACGAUGCAAGCAGAACCCACAUUCACUGUGAGCUCGACUGGUGCAUCCGCUGAUCAAAUAUGCAAGAUCGAGGCUGAAGAGACUACAAACACUGGCUCAUACUCUCCAGAUUCAUACAAACAAGAGAAAUCAUCAGAUAUAACAUUGGAUCUGCUGCUUGAUUUUCCCAAUGAUGGUGAGUAUCUACAAUAUCUACAAGGUGACCUGAAUGAUAAUUAAGCAUCUACUUGACAGGUACCAUAGGUAGUAACGCCAUAUCCAUGUAAUUACUGUCGUCAGUUUCCUUUUAACUACUCUAAUGCCCUCACCUUGUUUAGAACUCGGCUUUGAGACUUAUUAGGAUUAUGGGCUUUUGUGUCUUAUUUAGGAAGUAGGAUCUAAGAACGCUGUUGUGAAACUUGAUGAUGUAAAUGUUACUUUCAACUUAUGUUACAAAAAGUUUAUCUA